AUGAAGGCUGAGGAGCUCGAGACCAUAGCCCCCGCUCUGUCGGGCGACUUCCGGUCCAUUGAGGGCCAUCUCACAAACUUGGACAAACAUUUGACCCUGCGAACAUAUCUCAACGGCACCCAGCUUGGAGACAUCGACUCCAAGAUCUGGACCUCGCUUGCUACCAACCGUGCUGCCAUCGCCUUCAUCAGGAGGGGUGUGCUUGGAAAUCUGACCCGGUGGUUCGUCUUUGUAGAGCAGAACCACCCGGAAAUUCAAGGCGAGGUUAAGAAGGCAGCAGCCGCACAAAAGGCCAAGGUAGCAGCGGCAAGUCGAGCUGGUGGCAACUUCAAUCUUGCGCUCCAGGAUGCAGACAAGGGAGUUGUUACUAGGUUUCUGCCAGAGCCAUCAGGCUACCUCCACAUUGGUCACGCCAAGGCAGCGUUGCUCAGCGACUACUUUGCGCACCAAGCCUACAAUGGCACUCUGAGACUUCGUCUGGAUGAUACCAACCCUUCCAAGGAGAAGGAGGAGUACCAGGAUGCUAUUAUUGAGGACCUUGCUCUUAUGGGUAUCAAGGCUGACAAGUUUUCCUACACGUCCGACUACUUUCAGUACCUGUAUGAGAUGUGCAUAAGACUCAUCAAGGAGGGGAAUGCCUAUGCGGACGAUACCGACCAGGAGACCAUGAAGAAGCAGAGGUGGGAUGGAAUUGCCUCAAAGCACAGAGACAUGCCCAUCGACGAGACCCUUCGUGUUUUUGAGGAGAUGAAGAAGGGUUCGGAUGAGGGCAAGCGUUACUGCAUUCGUGCCAAGCUAUCCGUCGACAACCCCAACAAGGCCCUGCGCGACCCAGUUAUCUACCGCUGCAACGACGAGCCGCACCACCGCACAGGCACAACUUGGAAGAUGUACCCCAUGUAUGAUUUUGCCUGCCCCGUAGUCGACAGCUACGAGGGCGUAACUCACGCCUUGAGGUCCACUGAGUAUACCGACCGCAACCCCCAAUACCAGUGGUUCCUCGACACGCUGAAGCUGCGCCAGGUUCACAUGUGGGACUUUGCCCGCAUGAACUUCAUCAGGACCUUCUUGUCGAAGCGCAAGCUUGCCAAGCUCGUUGAUACUGGUCGCGUCUGGGGAUGGGACGACCCCCGCAUGCCUACCAUCCGUGGUGUGCGUCGUCGUGGUAUGACUGUGGCCGCUCUACGGGACUUCAUCAUCAAGCAGGGCCCAAGCCGAAACGUUACCAGUAUGGACUGGACUGUGUUCUGGGCCGCCAACAAAAAGGAGAUCGACCCCAUAGCAGCACGUCACACUGCUCUGAGCCAGAAGAGCCCUGUAAAGGUGAAGAUUACUGGUAAAGAUGCUCCGGCGUCUCCUCACUCUGUUGAGAAGCCCAAACAUCCUAAGAACAAGGAUGUUGGUGUCAAGCAGGUCGCCUUCUCCGACGAGAUCCUCCUUGAGCAGGAGGAUGUUGCGCUCAUGAAGCCGGGCGAGGAAAUCACACUGAUGGCAUGGGGAAAUGCUAUUGUGAAGGAUAUCAGCGCUGGCACACCGAUACCUACCAUGACCGUGGAGCUCAAUCUUGCAGGUGACGUGAAGACGACGGAGAAGAAGGUUACUUGGCUGUCAAACCAGGGCCAAAAACUCAUUCCUGCAGAGCUCUGGGACUUUGACUAUCUCAUUACCAAAGACAAGCUCGAGGAGGACGACGACCUCGAAAAGUUCCUGACACCUGUGACUGAGUUUAUGGAGCCGGCCUGGUGUGGAGCCGAUGCUGAGUCUUUGAAGAAGGACGAUGUCGUCCAACUGGAGCGUAGAGGGUACUACAGGGUUGACAAAGGUCUGGGUGACUGGAAGGAUGGAGAGGAGGGUGAGAAGGGUAAACGAAUUGUUUUCUUCAACAUUCCCACUGGAAAGACCAAAUAG
Messenger RNA from Pyricularia pennisetigena, 1908 nucleotides. RefSeq lists its product as uncharacterized. The coding region runs from base 1 to 1908 and encodes 635 amino acids. Lineage: Eukaryota; Fungi; Ascomycota; Sordariomycetes; Magnaporthales; Pyriculariaceae. Gene Ontology annotation, cellular component: cytoplasm; methionyl glutamyl tRNA synthetase complex; cytosol. Gene Ontology annotation, molecular function: ATP binding; glutamate-tRNA ligase activity. The transcript is spliced from 2 exons. Gene Ontology annotation, biological process: glutamyl-tRNA aminoacylation; translation. The record is from RefSeq and is a predicted model, not a curated record.